AUGAAAACGUUUGUGCUCUUUUCCUUGGCUUUCGCCUGUCUGACUGCUCACGUGACUGCUGCUAACGAGCAGAGGCUAUCGGAGCAGGGCGAUGUGGAUAUAGAAACUGAGUUAGACAACAAAGUGAGAUCUGUCCGGGCAACUGGAGAGGAAGGCGGUGGGGAAGAAGGCGAAGAGGGAGAAGGCGAAGAAGAAGGUGAAGAAGAAGGUGAAGAAGAAGGUGAAGAAGGCGAAAAAGAAGGUGAAGAAGAAGGCGAAGAAGCAGAAGGAGAAGAAGGACAAGAAGAAGGUGAAGAAGGCGAAAAAGAAGGUGAAGAAGAAGGUGAAGAAGGCGAACAAGAAAAAGGUGAAGAAGAAGGCGAAGAAGCAGAAGGAGAAGAAGAAGGAGAAACAGGAGGCAGCGAACCGGAAGGAACAGAGGGAACAGAAACUACAGAACUGACAGAAACGGAAGGUGGUGGUGUGGAGGAAACAGAGAUAUCUGGUAGAGAAAAACGACAGGCCUUGAAACCAGAAAUAGCGGAGCCAGCAUUGGCGAGUGGGAAAAAGCGCAGCCCUUGCACUUUACUGCGAAGAUGUUUGCGAAGCAAAAAACGAUCAUGUAGACGUCUGAGGAAUAUCAUCCGUCGUCGGGUGGGUGGGAAAGGCCACAAACCGGAAGAGAAAAACCGCCAAAAACGACAAGUAGCUACGAACGAGGUGACUGCAGCGACAGGAAAUUGGGCCAAAUACAGAAGCCUUUGUCAAGACACUCUGAAGACACCAGUCGUCUCGGACAUUAUAAGAGUUAUCCGAACAGCAGAACAAGGGGGGAAUGGUGAAAAUGGUGGAGACAAACAGACUGGGACAGAAUCCAACAGACCGGAAACAGAAGGAACCGAAUCUAUAGGAGUGCAAGAGAGUGGGGAUAACAGUGGAAGAACAACAGUGGAGGCAAAGACCAUGGUGACGUCACCACCAUUGGGUAAACAGAACAAACCCCCUAGAAUCCUAGCACCAACAUCAUACACUGGCGAUCAACUCCCUGUCACUGAUCUCCGCAAGCUCGGAGACGAAGCUGCCACGGUUACGUGUAUGAAAGGACCAUUCUGGGUGCUCCUGCAUAUAUCCUUGCGUUGCAAGCCCACAAUGAAGAUGUCUAUAGCCUUCCUCGUCGUUCUAGUCUGUCUGGCAGUGAAUGUGCCGGCACGGAGCCUGUCUGGGUCGGAAAUGCAGGGUGCUGUUGACGAAAUGGCGUCAAACGACAAUUUGAUGCCAACGUUACCGGAAAACACAGGAGAAAUAAUGAAUAGAGAUGGAUCAAAAGUCAGCGGCGAGAGUAUGGAAAGUACGGAGAGUGCGGAGAGCAAGGCAAGUGCGGAGAGUUCGGAGAGUGACGAAGAGGGAGAGAGCGACGAUGACAUGAAUGACGAAGAAGAAGGCGAAAAAGAGAUGGAGAGCAAAGAGGAGAGCGAAGGCACAAGAUCUGAAGAACCGUUAAAUGGAGAACCGCCUGAGGGGCCUUCAGUCAGUGACCCCACUGGUGAGGAAGGCGGUGAACAAGAAGGUGAGGAAGGCAGUGAACAAGGGGAUGGAGAAAAUGUUGAGGGCAGACGGAGACGCAGUGCAAUGACAGGUGCUGAACAGGGAGGCCAAGAAGAGGGCGAAGGUGGUGAAGGAGAGAGUGGGAAAGGCGGUGAAGAAGGUGGUGAGCAGGGAGGCCAAGAAGUGGGCGAAGGCGGUGAAGAAGAGGGGGAGGAAGGCGGUGAAGAAGAGGGGGAGGAAGGCGGUGAAGAAGAGGGGGAGGAAUUCGGUGAAGAAGAGGGGGAGGAAGGCGGUGAAGAAGAGGGGGAGGAAGGCGGUGAACAAGAAGGGGAAGAAGGGGAGGGAGAAAAUGGUGAAGACAGACGGAGACGUAGUGCAACGACAGGUGCUGAACAGGGAGGCCAAGAAGAGAGCGAAGGUGGUGAAGGAGAGAGUGAGAAAGGCGGUGAAGAAGGUGGUGAGCAGGGAGGCCAAGAAGAGGGCGAAGGCGGUGAAGAAGAGGAGGAGGAAGGCGGUGAAGAAGAGGGGGAGGAAGGCGGUGAAGAAGAGCGGGAAGAAGGAGAAGGGGAAAGAGAAAAUGGGGAGAAGGAAGAUUAA
Molecule: messenger RNA, 2121 nt
Organism: Liolophura sinensis
Lineage: Eukaryota; Metazoa; Mollusca; Polyplacophora; Chitonida; Chitonidae
Exons: 6
Coding region: 1-2121 (706 amino acids)
Source: RefSeq, a predicted model, not a curated record